GCUGAAGAGCGCACAGUGGAGUUUUAAUGUCCGCCAUGUUGGCCAUGGCGUAUUGAAGAGAGCGAGCGAGAGAGGAGCGGAGCGGCACAGCCUCCCACCUUCCCGGCUGGUGUUAGUGCCCGGACGGCGGGCUCUGCGCUCCGCCCCUCAAGUCCCCGGCAGCGGUAGGCUAGUGGGGACCGAACCCCCGGUUCUCCAUGAUCCCGCUGGCCGGGGCCGUUUCCCCAGAGCGGAGAGGUAUCUGCUGCGCCUGAGAUGAGUAAACUGUCGUUUCGGGCGCGGGCGCUAGACGCCUCGAAGCCGCUGCCGGUUUUCCGCUGUGAGGAUCUGCCCGACCUGCACGAAUACGCCUCGAUAAACCGGGCCGUGCCGCAGAUGCCCACCGGAAUGGAGAAGGAAGAGGAGUCGGAACAUCAUCUUCAGCGGGCUAUUUCAGCACAGCAGGUGUAUGGCGAGAAGAGGGAUAAUAUGGUUAUACCAGUCCCAGAGGCAGAAAGUAAUAUUGCUUAUUAUGAGUCUAUAUAUCCUGGGGAAUUUAAGAUGCCAAAGCAGCUCAUUCACAUACAGCCUUUUAGUUUGGAUGCUGAACAGCCUGAUUAUGAUUUGGAUUCUGAAGAUGAAGUAUUUGUGAAUAAACUGAAAAAGAAAAUGGACAUCUGCCCAUUGCAAUUUGAGGAGAUGAUUGACCGUCUAGAAAAAGGCAGUGGUCAGCAGCCAGUCAGUCUGCAGGAAGCCAAACUGCUACUAAAAGAAGAUGAUGAAUUAAUUAGAGAAGUUUAUGAGUACUGGAUUAAAAAGAGAAAAAACUGUCGAGGGCCAUCUCUUAUCCCAUCAGUAAAACAAGAGAAGCGAGAUGGUUCCAGCACAAAUGAUCCUUAUGUGGCUUUUAGAAGACGUACUGAAAAAAUGCAGACUCGAAAAAAUCGCAAAAAUGAUGAAGCCUCUUACGAAAAAAUGCUUAAGCUGCGUCGAGAUUUAAGUCGGGCUGUUACUAUUCUAGAGAUGAUAAAAAGAAGAGAAAAGAGUAAAAGGGAGCUAUUGCACUUAACACUGGAAAUUAUGGAAAAGAGGUAUAAUUUGGGUGACUAUAAUGGAGAGAUCAUGUCUGAGGUUAUGGCACAGAGACAGCCAAUGAAACCUACUUAUGCCAUCCCCAUCAUCCCUAUUACUAAUAGCAGUCAAUGUAAACAUCAGGAAGCAAUGGAUGUGAAGGAGUUUAAAGUUAAUAAGCAAGAUAAAGCUGAUCUUAUCCGACCGAAACGGAAAUAUGAAAAGAAGCCCAAAGUCUUACCAUCGUCUGCUGCUGCUACUCCUCAACAGACGAGUCCUGCUGCACUGCCAGUCUUUAAUGCUAAAGAUUUAAAUCAGUAUGACUUUCCCAGCUCAGACGAAGAACCUCUCUCCCAGGUUUUGUCUGGCUCUUCAGAAGCUGAGGAAGAGAAUGACCCCGAUGGUCCUUUUGCUUUCCGUAGGAAAGCAGGCUGUCAGUACUAUGCUCCCCACUUAGACCAAACUGGCAACUGGCCUUGGACUAGUCCUAAAGAUGGAGGAUUAGGGGAUUCGCGAUAUAGAUACUGCUUAACUACUCUCACCGUACCCCAAAAGUGUGUUGGAUUUGCACGAAGACGGGUUGGGCGUGGUGGAAGGGUCUUACUGGACAGAGCUCAUUCAGACUAUGACAGUAUGUUUCGCCAUCUGGAUUUGGAAAUGCUUUCCUCACCACAACAUUCUCCAGUCAAUCAGUUUGCCAAUACCUCAGAAACAAAUACCUCGGACACAUCUUUGUCUAAAGACCUCAGUCAGAUACUAGUCAAUAUCAAAUCAUGUAGAUGGCGGCAUUUUAGGCCUCGGACACCAUCCCUACAUGACAGUGACAAUGAUGAAGUCUCCUGUAGAAAAUUAUAUAGGAGUAUAAAUCGAACAGGAACAGCACAACCUGGGACCCAGACAUGCAGUACCUCUACGCAAAGUAAAAGUAGCAGUGGUUCAGCACACUUUGCAUUUACAGCCGAACAAUACCAGCAACAUCAACAGCAACUGGCACUAAUGCAGAAACAGCAGCUUGCACAAAUUCAGCAACAGCAAGCAAAUAGUAAUUCCUCCACCAACACUUCACAGAACCUUGCAUCUAACCAGCAGAAAAGUGGCUUUCGCCUGAAUGUACAGGGUUUAGAAAGAACAUUACAGGGUUUUGUUUCUAAGACUUUGGAUUCUGCUAGUGCUCAAUUUGCUGCUUCUGCUUUGGUGACAUCAGAACAACUGAUGGGAUUCAAGAUGAAGGAUGAUGUGGUGCUUGGAAUUGGGGUGAAUGGCGUCCUUCCAGCCUCAGGAGUAUACAAGGGCUUACACCUCAGUAGUACUACACCAACAGCACUUGUACAUACAAGUCCAUCAACAGCAGGUUCAACUUUGUUACAGCCUUCAAAUAUUACACAGACUUCAAGUUCCCACAGUGCACUGAGUCAUCAAGUAACUGCUGCCAAUUCUGCAACAACUCAGGUUCUGAUUGGGAACAACAUUCGAUUAACUGUACCUUCAUCAGUUGCCACUGUAAACUCUAUUGCCCCAAUAAGUGCACGACAUAUACCUAGGACUUUAAGUGCUGUUCCAUCAUCUGCCUUAAAGCUGGCUGCCGCAGCAAACUGUCAAGUUUCCAAGGUUCCGUCUUCAUCCUCUGUAGAUUCAGUUCCAAGGGAAAAUCAUGAAUCGGAAAAGCCAGCACUGAACAACAUAGCAGACAAUACAGUAGCAAUGGAGGUGACGUAGCUUCCUCAGGAGUGGAACUGCAGCCUGGGGACUUGAUUAGGUGCUAUGCAUCAGUAGCAUUUUGAAUGCAAGGGAUGAUGGAAUGCAGCACAUGCGUUUCUGUGGCAGCUGUGGGGACUUGACAGCAAUGCUCAUCUCUCAUGCUUCAAUAUUUCUUUUCUUACUGUUAAUAGGAAAAAAUCAACAUCUGUAAAUUAAGAAUACAGCAAUUAUCUGUACAAUACUGCAUAUUUGUAAUACCCUUGUAUAUAUGUUACUUGAAUACAGAAAUGUUCAUUUGUGAUGCUUUGCACU
Messenger RNA from Cynocephalus volans (Philippine flying lemur), 3060 nucleotides. It is a transcript of the gene EPC1, whose product is annotated as enhancer of polycomb homolog 1. The coding region runs from base 256 to 2766 and encodes 836 amino acids. Gene Ontology annotation, biological process: regulation of transcription by RNA polymerase II. Gene Ontology annotation, cellular component: NuA4 histone acetyltransferase complex; piccolo histone acetyltransferase complex. Lineage: Eukaryota; Metazoa; Chordata; Mammalia; Dermoptera; Cynocephalidae. The record is from RefSeq and is a predicted model, not a curated record. The transcript is spliced from 15 exons.